Molecule: messenger RNA, 666 nt
Organism: Insectozyma verbasci
Lineage: Eukaryota; Fungi; Ascomycota; Pichiomycetes; Serinales; Debaryomycetaceae
Source: the annotation of a GenBank genome assembly
AUGGGUAGACAUCCUUUAUACAAGAAACAAAAAAUAGCUCAACCAGAGCCUGUGGUAAACGAUCAACAAUUUCAGUCAUAUCCACCAACUGUAUAUGAAUCAGCACCAGCCACAUUAAAAAAUUUUCCAUCAUCAAUAGUUAAUGGAAUUACAGAAGAAGGUGGAUUAUUUAGUUUAACUUUUAAAUCUAUAAAUUGUGCAAGAUAUGUUGAAAAUAUAGACUAUAUGAAACGUCUUUUCAAACCAGAAAUAAAUUUGGUUAAAUUAUCAGAUACAGAUUUAAAUUUAUUUAAAGAGGAAUUAGAAAAAGAUAUACAGACAGAAGAAGAAUUAGAAAAACCAAUAGAUGAAAUAUCUCAAUUACAAAAUGAACUAGAUGAUUUUAUGAAUAAACAAGGUGAUUUAGAAGUAUUUAGUAAGAAACUAGUUGAAAAUUAUAGAUUGGAAAAUCCAAAUAAAAAGUUAAUAGUCAGUGGAGACAAGUUUAAUAUCACUAGUAUCGUAAUACCCAAUUUAGAAGUUGAAAAAGUCGAAGAUUUACAUGAUGAUUUUUUAGUAGUUGCUAGUGAUGAAGUAGUUGAUGAAAAACCAGAUUUAAAAUUAGAAGAAGAAAUUAGAGAAAUUGCAAAUGAACAAGAUUCUGGUGUAACAUCACAAGUAGAAUAG